AUGGCACUGAACACGCAGAUCCGGGCCACCUGCCUUCUGCUCCUUGUCCUGCUCAGCCUGACCAGUGGCUCCGUUCUGCCUCCCCAGACACGACAGCUCACAGACCUCCAGACCCAGGACACAGCUAGAGUGGCAGCUGGCUUGACGCCCGCGCUCCAGAGGCGGAGACGAGACACCCACUUUCCCAUCUGCAUCUUCUGCUGCGGCUGCUGUCGUAAAGGCACGUGUGGGAUGUGCUGCAAGACGUAG
Molecule: messenger RNA, 249 nt
Organism: Rangifer tarandus platyrhynchus (Svalbard reindeer)
Lineage: Eukaryota; Metazoa; Chordata; Mammalia; Artiodactyla; Cervidae
Source: the annotation of a GenBank genome assembly